AUGAAUUUUGAUGAUGUGAACUACAAAUUACCGGAAUUCAAUAGAAUACAAUUUGAGAAGACUAUAGAAGUAGAUGGGAGUAUUUGCAACACUUAUUGUACAGAUAAGAUGAUUGUAUAUGCAACAGAAACAACAGUAUACGCGUAUGAUGGUAAAAAGAAUUCUAAGAUCUACAAUUCAACUAUCAAAAUAACUACAAUUUAUGCACACGAUGAUGUCAUUUACAUUGGAUUCAACACGAAUGAGACUCUGUUUAUUACAUUAUCUAAGACAGUAAUAGGAAAAUGCGAAAUGAAUGAUGCAAUUAUUGCAUUCAAAAAGGUACAAGAUUGUUUGCUGAUACUUACACCAAAUUGUAUUCAUAUUUACGAUUUAAAGACAAAUCGAAUAUUGAAGGAGUUCAGGUUAUUUAUCAAUUUGAUUGGUAUUGAAGAAUAUGAUGGGAGGCUGUAUGUAUUAGACAAGAACAAGAUCAAACAAAUUGAGAUCAAUAAUCUAGAAAUGAAAAUUAUAGAGGAAAAAUACAAGUUUAGAACAAAAAUGAUGUCUGGGUUCAGAAUGAUCAAAAAUGGAUGUAUUGGAUUUGGUGAAACAAGAAUAUACGUGAUAACAGAAAAUGGAAAAGUGGAUAAAAUAUCACAUUACAAGAGUAUCACUGACAUAUUAAUCUGCUGCAACAGUAUCUAUACAGCAUCCAAAGAUCACCACAUUAAGGCAUUUGAUUUCAAUCUAAAACGGUGUUCAAGCGUGAAUAUCAGAGAACCAGCACAAAACAUUGCAUUUAUCAGAGAUGAUUUGUAUGUGAUUGGACAAAGUGGGAUUUAUAUCAAGAAAAAGAAGGUUCCUUUGAAGAUCAAGGAAGAUGAAGCAAAGAUUAGGAAACUGACAGAUUUCGAAGAGAAACUCACAGUUAAUACAUUUGGAAGAAAUUCAAAACAAAGAAACGAGUGGGAGAGACAUCUCAUGCAUCAUAAUCACAAGAAAGCAUUUGCUCUGGUAUUUGCAGAAGGAGACCUAUCGAAUAUUUAUUCUGUGAUGAAGUAUUUGUAUGAGAAAAGGCAACUAAAAAGUUUGCUCGUUGAUCAGAAAGAAUCAUUUGUGAUGGAAUUCACUGGAUUUAUUGUAGAUUAUUUCUACAUCAGUGAUCUUCAACCUAUUUUGAUCGAAUGUAUGGUGAUUUUAGCAUCGUUGUAUGCCAGAUUGCUCAAAACCAAAGCAUUUGAUGAGUUACUGGAAUUAUUUGGAAAUGUUUUGGAAGAUGAAAUAGAAUUUGGUGAGCUCAAAAUUCGAACAGUUUCUUUUUUAGAGAGUUUUAUGCAAUAA
Enterospora canceri is the source of this 1323-nucleotide messenger RNA. Lineage: Eukaryota; Fungi; Microsporidia; Enterocytozoonidae. The record is from the annotation of a GenBank genome assembly.